UAACCCGGCGUCUGGCCGAGCAAGGCUCAGUGCCUCUCAGUGCCGCGACCGGCCAACCUGUACCUUCCCACACCUGAGCUUGGCAACAGGGACUUACGCAAGCAUGCACCAACUCGUGGUCACCUUUUCGGCCACGGCCCUCCUCUUCCUUGUCUCCUUUCCCAUGCUCACGGUCGGCCUGAAAAAAGACAACAAUUGUCCGAGGAUUUGUCCACCCGGCAGCGGUGACCCCGUCUGCGGCACUGAUGAUACCAUCUAUCCCAGCGCGUGCGAGAUGCAGAGGAAGACUUGCAACAAAGCGGUGCGAGUGUCGCGGACGAGCGAUCAGAAGUGCCAAAGGGCUCAGGGCUCCAACUGCACGCAUAAGUGCAAUAAGGAUUCGGAUCCUGUGUGCGGCUCCGACGGAAAAACCUACCACAACAAAUGCUUCAUGAUGGUCGCUACUUGCAAGACGGGAGCUGAGCUGUCGCACCUGGGUCCAUGCACAAACAUUACUCCUCACAGAGAGAACUGCCCCGUGGACUGUGAGUCGGCACCUAUCGACGGCCCCAUAUGUGGCUCAGAUGGCAAUGUUUACAAUCACACGUGCUCCAUGAAGCUGCUUACUUGCGGACAAGGCGUGGUGCGCACCGACAAGCAACACUGCAAAACGACCAGGCACUGCAGAGAGGCGUGUUGGCGCAUCUCCAAACCCGUCUGCGCCUCCGACAGCAAAGUAUACCCCAACGUGUGCAAGAUGAAAUCCAAGAACUGCGGGAAACACGUGUUUGAAAUACCAAUGAAGUACUGCAAAAGUUUAACCCAGGAGAGAAACGCACUCCCCACAAUUGACUGUCCGACUACUUGUGACGAUGAACCAGUUGAGAAAAUCUGCGGCUCAGACGGAAACGUCUAUGACAACGAGUGUGACAUGAAGUCAAACACUUGCGGACUUCAGACGAAGCGAAGCGUCACCAAGGUUGAUUUUGAGAAGUGCCGCAAGAAGUUCACCAACUGCAAUAUGCUGCAAUGCAACAAUGAGGAGGACUUUGUGUGUGGCAGCGACGCCAAAACUUACCGCAACCCUUGUCACCUACAGAUCGCCACCUGCUUGAAAGGCGUGCAGAUGGCUCACCUUGGUAACUGCACCUCUUUGUUGCAUACCGACGAAUGUCCCGAGACCUGUGAAAACGAGCCAACGAAGGUGGUUUGCGCCUCUGAUGGGAAUGUUUACAGGUCGCAAUGUGAGAUGAAGAUGCGCACCUGCGGCCAAAGAGUGGUGGCCGUGCCUGAGCACCACUGCAAGACUACCAGCCAUUGUAAUCAAACCUGCGGGGAAGAGAGGAACUUUGUCUGCGGAUCUGACAACAAAUUCUACAGAAGCGAAUGCGAAAUGAAGAAAUCAAACUGCGGGAAACACGUUUUUGUAGUGCCGAUGAAGAGGUGCCUGGCUGGAUUCCAGUUCAUGGGCUGCCAGAAGAUUUGUCCCACGCUUUACGAGCCAGUUUGCGGGUCGGACAAGAAAACCUAUUCCAACGACUGCUUCUUGGACAUCGAGAAUUGCCGCUCGAGGUCACUUGUCUUUAAAGUGCACGACGGCAAAUGCGGAGAGCCAGAAAAGAGCUCCGUCAAAAAUUUCCUCAGGUCAAACUGAGACGAGCAAAUGUAAAAUUUUCAAAUUAAUGGUCGUUUGUUCAUUGCCAUGAGAGAUGUGGGACGAGUAUAAUUUAUUGUUUAAUGAUUAUUUAUAAUGAUCUAGGAUUAAGGCACACGAGCUGCAAGCAGAGAAUUCAUAUGUACGGUGUAGAAUUUUAUUAAAGUUUUGCUAAGUGACUCGGA
Molecule: messenger RNA, 1818 nt
Organism: Cloeon dipterum
Lineage: Eukaryota; Metazoa; Arthropoda; Insecta; Ephemeroptera; Baetidae
Product: serine protease inhibitor dipetalogastin-like
Exons: 10
Coding region: 104-1633 (509 amino acids)
Biological process (GO): cell differentiation; multicellular organism development
Molecular function (GO): protein binding
Source: RefSeq, a predicted model, not a curated record